GAUGUCCAAGGACCUUCAAUACCACCUCCAAGCCGGUGCCUUCCUUCUGGAAUCUCCAACGUCGUCAUCGUCAUCGUCGAGUUUACAAACUACUCUGCAAGACCGUCUUGCCCAAUACUACGACUACCUGCAGCAGCCGUGGAAUGUUGAUGAUAGUGCCUCGGUGCAAGAGACUAAACAAGUGACAGCGGAGGAGGCCCUUUCCGUCGUUGGUUGCGUUCAACGAAUAGUUGGUGGACAAAAUGGUAAAGAAGACAUUCCACUCAUCGGAACACGCGAUAUGGCCGAGAUACGCACUCUCCUCUCCAUCGUGUUUAAAUGGGGCGUCGAACCGCUCUUAUCACGUCUCAUCGUCACAUUACCUACCCCCUCUACGUCGAAAAGGGUUCAAAUUGCCAGUGAACAUAGAUUGAAAGACUACGAGCACCUCUGCAAGCUGAUCCGUGGGAUUUUCGUUCUCCUGUUUCCUUCUGGUGUGCAAAGUCGUAUACCACAAACGUUGAUUACUACGACAGUGCUGAACAGGCAUGUCGCAGACGUUCUGAAGCCUGCGAUAGUCCUUGGGUGGCUUCCAAAGUCUUUGGCAACAGAAUAUAUACUGCCUUACGAUAGCGUCCGGCCUUUGGCUAUUCGUCUUCUAUCCAUCCUACACCCAUCGCAGAGCAUCACAGCCCUUGGAGGCGUCAUCUCUUCCCUCUCCCCUGGACCAGUGUUUGCCCAGCGUACCUGUUCUAUGCUUCUCAGUAAACAGGUGAUGCGUACACAAGGUGUAAACGGAUUAUGCGCUGCUGUAUUUGGAGACUCUGAGGAUUCCGGGGAAGAAGUGCAUUUGGACAAACUCGAGCAUGUAGCAAAGGUCCUGACGGCAAUUCCGAAAGGAAUGGAAGCCAAGGACUACUAUAGCGCCACUGUGCCGCGAGUUCUUGCGCUUCUCUACAGCGAGACACCCGCGUCCUACAAACGUGCGGCAGCGUUUACUAUCUCUAGGAUGCUAGCAGCAGACGGAUCUUCUUCACAUCAUGAAAUUGCAAGAAGUAUUAUCAUGCCCUUGCUUCAUUACCCUUUUCUGCACGUCACAGCACUCUCUAAUGAAACAAACAGUCUAGGGCAGCGAAUCGAUCCACUUUCCCAGACAAGUCCUAGUGUCUCUUCGUCGAAAUUAAACCCCAACACAGCGUUGACAGCCCUAUCCACUCUCAUAACCAACACCGAUCCACUGCCGACGCUCAUCGCCACGCUACUUUCCCCGGUCAUACCUUCUCUUUACUCUCUUCUGGAGCAUCUGGAACAUGUUCGCACGUCCGAUCCCACGUCCCGUGAAACUGUUCGCAGUAUGUUAGAAACGUGGGGUCGCGUUGUUGAGAAAGAAGAAGGGGUGCGGAUCAUUUGGAGCAUCAUACAGAACGAAGGUGGUGAGAUUGGUUGGAAGGUGAAUUUGGAGGGGCAGAUCCACCAGGUCGACAAAGAGAAAAAUUUUGGUCUUGCGAUAUUUACUCCAGAAGAUCUAGAGAAGGCUGAGCUGGCAGGAGAGCUUGAUCCGGAUGCUAAUAUCAUGGAUCUAUACCCGGAUCCACCACAGUUUGUCUCAUUCUUGAAAAACCUUGAUAGGAGAGAUGUGAGUGGAGAGUUGUUUGUUAGGAUGCUGGAGGCAUAUAGGGAUUCUCGAGCAGAUGGUGAUCCGGUCAAGACAUUGCUAUACCUGCAACUCAUCAUGCAGAUCCAAGCGAAAAUGUCUAAUGGCGAUGGGAAGGAGAACAUAUUGAAGGAUCCGAGCCAUAUUUUGACGUUUGUAAAGCAUGCUUUGGAGACGCGCGUUCAGUAUGAUGCAGGUUUUGAGGAAACGAAAAAUCCCCUAAAGUUUAUACACACUCAAGAAGACCCUGAGCAAGAAGACAGCGAUGACGAGGACACGCCGGAGUACGACGAGAUGACAGAAACAAGCAUCAAUCUUCUAUUGUCGAUAUUUGAAGCAAAUCCUUACCUUUCAGCACGAACAGAACCCGUUCUAAACAAGAUUUUUGAGCUCCUUGAACCUCUCGCGAAAGACGGGCCAGAAGGGAUCAGGCCAAUCGCCAGGGAAGCGAGGAUGGUCAUGACUGCUCGACUCGCAUCUACGUCUACUGCCAUUCCCAGCAAAAGGAAAACCAAAGACGACGCCGAGGAGGCGCGAGAGACGUAUCAGCGUGCUCUCAAACUCUUGCAGGAUCCUAUAUUACCUGUACGUGCACAUGGGCUGUUGCUUCUUCGAGGAUUGGCGAAGGGAGGAAAAAUGGAAGAAGCGCUGAUACCAGCAGUGCUAGCAAUAUUUUUGCAAGCACUGCAAGAUGAAGACUCAUAUGUGUACCUGAACGGAGUGCAGGGGCUGGCCGGAAUGGUUGAGGGUGGAAGAUGGGGCAGAGAGGUCCUCAGAGGGCUGGUCGGGGACUACGCUAAAGGGAUGUCCGGAGGAUAUGUGUGGAGUCGGAGCGAGGUAGACACGAGGGUCAGAAUCGGGGAGGCUUUGGGAAUGGUCAUAAGACGCUGUGGUAGCGCAUUAGGUGCUUAUGUUGAUAUUAUCGUGCCAAUCCUUCUGCAUGUUGUCCGUAUGCGUGAAAUGCCUACGACGUUGCGUACGUCAGCUAUCAGUUUACUGGGCGAGUGCGCCGCCACACAUGCACUGGCACUUGCGUUAUACUUCCAAGAUCUUGUGGGCGGAAUGGUUGAUCUGCUUCAGCUGGAAAGUGUGCAAACGGAGGAGGGCGACCGAGAGAAAAGUAUGGAUGAGAAUCCCACCAAGGCUGAUAGCAAAUUCCCACCGAUGAGACGGGCAGCAGUGAGGUUCUUAGGUGUACUGGUGAGGGAAGCAACCAAGUCUGUCUAUAAUGAUGAGGAUAUAGGGUAUGAGAGGCGAAUAUGGCAGGCAGAUGUCUUAAGGAGAGCCAAGGUGACGCUUGGGUAUCUCUCUGCGACUGACGGAGAUGGGGUUGUUAGGGUUAUGGCAAGAGAAGUUGGAGAGCAGCUGGAGCAUUUGGAAGAGGCAUUUGUGGAGUCGGUUCGAUAGUUUCUUUGUAUGCAAUGCUCUUCCAUACGCGUAACUCCGGAACAGAUAAAUGCAUGCGACGGGGGUCU
This is a messenger RNA of Guyanagaster necrorhizus, 3108 nucleotides long. RefSeq lists its product as uncharacterized. The transcript has 5 exons. NCBI's taxonomy places the organism in Eukaryota, Fungi, Basidiomycota, Agaricomycetes, Agaricales, Physalacriaceae. Gene Ontology annotation, biological process: protein secretion. The annotation marks the transcript as partial. The record is from RefSeq and is a predicted model, not a curated record.